AACUUUUGAACGCAAUUCCUUUUACCAAAAUUUCCGUCCCUAUUCAAACCAAUCCAAUUCCGCCAAAGACAAAAGAAUUCUUCCCCAUUAAAUCCCCUUAUCCGACUGAAAAUAUUCCCUAGAAUCCGACCAGAUCCGAAAAAUCAUGGGAACCGAGAUAUCGGAGCCGUUGAUUCUCGACAAGGAAAGCAUCGACGACGGUGCCGGCAUCGAAUCGGAGCUCGUCCCUGAAUGGAAAGAUCAAAUAACGAUCAGAGGGCUCGUGGUAAGCGCCUUGUUAGGGACGCUCUUUUGUAUCAUCACGCACAAGCUCAAUUUAACCGUCGGGAUUAUUCCGUCGUUGAAUGUCGGCGCCGGGUUGCUCGGAUUCUUCUUUGUGAAGUCGUGGACCGGUUUUCUGACUAAGUUAGGGUUUCAAGUCUCACCUUUUACCAAACAAGAAAACACCGUCAUUCAAACUUGCGUCGUGGCUUGUUAUGGCCUUGCUUUUAGUGGGGGGUUUGGGUCAUAUAUGAUUGCAAUGGAUGAGAGAACAUAUAAACUUAUUGGUGCUGAUUACCCUGGAAACCGAGCUGAAGAUAUUAAGAACCCGGGGUUAGGGUGGAUGACUGGUUUUCUCUUUGUUGUCAGCUUCCUCGGGCUGUUUAGUCUUACUCCCCUUCGUAAGGUAAUGGUACUGGAUUAUAAACUUACAUAUCCAAGUGGGACUGCCACAGCAAUGUUGAUAAAUAGUUUUCAUACUCACUCUGGUGCUGAGCUUGCAGGGAAGCAAGUCAAGUGUCUUGGAAAAUAUCUAAGCAUAAGUUUCAUUUGGAGCUGUUUCAAGUGGUUUUUCAGUGGUAUUGGCGAUUCCUGUGGGUUUGAUAAUUUUCCCAGUUUCGGCUUAAUGCUGUUCAGAAACACGUUCUAUUUUGACUUUAGUCCAACCUAUGUUGGUUGUGGUCUUAUUUGCCCCCACAUAGUCAACUGCUCAGUUCUUCUUGGGGCUAUCAUAUCGUGGGGUUUCCUCUGGCCCUUCAUUUCUGCACAUGCCGGUGAUUGGUACCCUUCUGGCCUGGAAAGCAAUAAUUUUAAAGGUCUUUAUGGGUAUAAGGUCUUCAUAGCUAUUGCUCUUAUCCUUGGGGAUGGUCUUUACAACUUGAUCAAGAUAAUAUAUAUAUCUGCAAAGGAAGUGUGCAACAAAAGCACCAAGCAGAGCAAGCUUCCUAUUGUUAAUGAAGUUAUAGAUAAUGAGAGUUCUAAAGUACUUGCAGAGCAGAGAAAAAGAGAUGACAUAUUUCUUAAAGACAGGAUACCAACUUGGUUUGCUGCUUCUGGAUAUGUGGCCUUGGCUGCUAUAUCAACAGCUACUAUUCCAAUAAUCUUUCCAUCUCUAAAGUGGUAUUUGGUUCUUGUUUCAUACAUUAUUGCCCCUGCUCUUGCCUUCUGCAACUCUUAUGGAACUGGACUUACAGACUGGAACCUGUCUUCCACUUAUGGGAAGAUUGGUCUUUUCAUCAUAGCUUCCUUAGUCGGAAGCGAUGGUGGAGUCAUGGCUGGUUUGGCUGCCUGUGGGGUUAUGAUGUCUAUUGUCUCCACCGCAGCUGAUCUAAUGCAAGAUUUCAAGACGGGUUACCUUACUCUAUCAUCAGCCAAGUCUAUGUUUGUGAGCCAGUUACUGGGAACAGCCAUGGGAUGUGUCAUUGCUCCACUCACAUUCUGGAUGUUUUGGACUGCUUUUGAAGUUGGGUCACCUGAUGGUCCAUACAAAGCACCUUAUGCGGUGAUAUUCAGGGAAAUGGCCAUUCUUGGUAUUGAGGGCUUCUCGGAGCUUCCCAAGCAUUGUUUGGCUUUAUGUUUCGGAUUCUUCAUUGGUGCUGUUCUUGUAAACCUCUUGAGGGAUGUGACUCCCAAGGAAAUUUCACAGUUCAUUCCUAUUCCAAUGGCUAUGGCAGUUCCAUUCUACAUUGGAGCUUACUUUGCGGUCGACAUGUUCGUUGGAACAGUAAUCUUGUUUAUAUGGGAACGAAUUAACCAGAAGGAAGCAGAGGAUUACGCGGGUGCAGUUGCUUCAGGUUUAAUUUGUGGUGACGGUAUUUGGACAAUACCAUCAGCCAUACUUUCUAUCUUGAGGAUCAAUCCACCAAUUUGCAUGUACUUUGGGCCUUCUCUGAGUAGUUGAUUAGGAAACCGACUGGCUAUCAUUUGGAAUUGUAUUGUAUGAAGUGGAAGGUCUAUUAGAUUCUGUGUAUAUGUCUGUUCUUUUGUAUAUUUCCAAUCGUGGAUUAUAAGACAACAAUCUCUAUCAAGUAAUUGGAUUCAUCAGACGACUUAUCUGAAAUCUCAAAGUCGGUUUUACAAGUAA
Messenger RNA from Gossypium raimondii (Peruvian cotton), 2344 nucleotides. RefSeq names its product probable metal-nicotianamine transporter YSL6. The transcript is spliced from 7 exons. Lineage: Eukaryota; Viridiplantae; Streptophyta; Magnoliopsida; Malvales; Malvaceae. The record is from RefSeq and is a predicted model, not a curated record. Bases 146 to 2161 code for a protein of 671 amino acids. Gene Ontology annotation, molecular function: oligopeptide transmembrane transporter activity. Gene Ontology annotation, cellular component: vacuolar membrane.